UGUAUUGUUCGGAAGGAAAUUGUUUGUCUCGACAAUAGAGAGGAAUUCGAUAGUGUUUCGUCACGAUACACUCUAUUUCCACCCCUCAGUUUACGAACGAGGGUCGCGUGUAUAUUUCCUUAACAACGAAACAGCGACGCGUCAACAACGCUUUGCUCCUGAACGUCGAAGUAUCAUUGGGACUCAUUAAAACCCAAUCCAUCAUGGUACACGUUGAUGAGGUGACCAAUUUGAUGGACCAAAUGAUGGAGGUAGAUAUCUUUCGUCCGUCGGAGAAACUUCGCAUGUUAAAGGAUGAAGAAAAAACGUUUCUCGAUCCGAAUUUAAUAAUGGAUGCGAGGCAUCGGGUACUGCGAGAGAAUUUGCCCGCUUCGCCCUCGAGGAGCUCCGUUUUGGCUGAAGCUAAAAAAUUAAUGACGCAGGAAGAGACGAGGCAAAUGUACAUGAAGAAGCAGCAACGGUUUCUCGAGAGGGAAUUAAAAAGAUUUGAGUUGGAGCUAACGAAAUCGCGACCGAAGUUCUCGGAGUCGUACGCGUGUAAGAAGAGAAACUUUGCACCGUCGGACGACGAAGAUUUUUGGGGGACGACUAGAAAGCUGAGGAGCAAGACGAGUGAGCAGAUCAGCGCUCGUCGUGAAAGGAUCGUUGAUUGCAUCCGGGAAAAAUUGUCAGAGACGGAUGUCAGUUCGUUGAAAGGGGAGGACAAGAACAUUCUGAAGGAAGCUAAAUGCGAGGCUCCGUGUAUAGGAAGCAUAAAAAUAACUAUUAAGGAUAAGCCUAACUUUGAGACGGAAGCACAACGUUUAUGUAUUUUAAGGAAAUUCUUUGAUGCUCUCAAGCAAAAUGCCGUUGAGGAGCAACGUCUUCGCGAUAUAAAGAUAAAGAUACAGCAGAGGACGGUGUCGCAGUUAACGAGGAAGUAUUUCGAUAUUUGGAGAACUCGUACGAGAGAGGCAAAAAGUGCUGAACAGAAAAGGAAAGAGAAACAAGAAGUCUCCGAAGAGAGGAGGAUCGAAAUGUUUAUAAAUGCGAUCACAGAACAUCAGAGAGAACUGAUGAAAAAUCAGAAACCAAAAAUCAAGGAUGUUAAAGCGGUAAAGGAGAGCAGCAAGGAGAGUGAAAAGAGGAAAGUCAGUCGUGUUAAGCAUGUUAUUGUCGAGUCGCCGGCGCAGAGCCGAUUAAACGCUCAGAAACAGAUAAUAGAAAAACAGAAGGCUAAACUGGCCGAGCAAAACAGGAUAAUCGAGGAAUUAAGAUUGAGACAAAUGCAGAGCGAAAUAUCACAAGCGAACAGGGACACGGUGGACAUAGCUAAAGAGACUCUCACUCAUUGUGGACAGAAAACGAGGAGGACUUUGGUUCAAUUGAUGCAACAGAACGGUUACAGAGACGCGUGUUUAACCGUACCGCGGAGACCGCCGGACCCACCGAAAUUUCUGUUGAGGAUGGAAGCUCGGGCAGAAGCCAGGCGUAAAAGAAUAAAAUUAGCCGAGGAAUCGCGGAGACAGAAACUCGAGGAGCAGAGGAGAAAAGAAGAAGCUGUUAGAAUAGAGGAGGAACAGAAAAAGAGAAGAUUACAACAAGAGGCUAUAGCUGAAGCGAGAAGAUUACGAAAGGAACAAGAAGAAAACAGGCAGCGUGAAAUAGAAAAGUAUCAACGAUUAAAUAACAUGGCUGAUGAGUUUUAUAGGAAGUAUCUUUUAAAACGCCACGUAUUAAAACCUCUCAUAACGCUCGUCGAAGAGAAACGAAAUAAUAUGAAAAAAGCUGAUGAUCAUUACAGAGAAAAUUUGCUAAGGACAGCAUUCACAGCGUGGCGAAGCGAAGCUGAAAGACAGUAUAAAAUGAAAAUUGAAAUCACCGAGUUGAUAUACUCGAAAAACGUGAUGGCAAGCGUUUUUGAGAAGUGGAAGCAGUUCGCGAAGGAAAUUAACGCGAAAUAUCAAGUUGCAACAGAUUUUCACGAUAUGAAACUCCUAGACAAGUAUUUUAAGUCGUGGCACGUGCGAACGAUAGAACUCGAAGCAGAGUAUGGAAAGAAAGUAGAGUUGGCGAACAACUUUCAUGAGAACAAAUUAAAGUCAAAGUAUUUCGGUACGUGGAAGAGGUAUCUACUGAUCACUGAGGAGAUUAAAGAAACCGAGAAAAGAAAAGACGAAUUACGACGAUUAGUGCAAAAGGUGAUUCCUGACUUUGACCCGAAACAGAGAGGAGUUGCGUGCGACGAGUGAAAUCGGUCAAUGAGAGUGAAAUGUGAAGAGGCACAUACUCUGUUACAGCGGUACCUAACGACACACGACACACGGGGACUGCCAUUAAUUUUGUAUGAUUUCAUGUAAAAGAACAUCCAUCACACAAUCCACGUUCAGUCCUUACAGAUGUAUCAUAAUUUAUUGCAUUAGUAGUACAAUGGCCAGUUUAUCACAGUUACAAUAAAUAUAGAAAUGUGCACAGUAAUGAAAUAAAUAUUAAUUAAGAAUCUUUAA
Molecule: messenger RNA, 2486 nt
Organism: Ceratina calcarata
Lineage: Eukaryota; Metazoa; Arthropoda; Insecta; Hymenoptera; Apidae
Product: trichohyalin
Exons: 5
Coding region: 204-2231 (675 amino acids)
Source: RefSeq, a predicted model, not a curated record